GUCACUUUUGAUGGCUGCCAACAAUCAAGUUGAUCAGACUCGCUAUGAAUACUAUGACUAAUCCUGAGACUGCAAACAAUUUGAGGUCUGCGAAAAAGGGAGAGUCUGUUGCUGGUUUUGACCUGACCCGCGCAGCCUGUAUACUAAUUGCAGGGCAAACAUUAAUCAAGCUCAUGACAUUUGCAAUGAACCAAAUGCUGAUUCAACAUGUCGCACCUACGGGUCUAGGACUUUGCAGCCUCAUCGAAUUUGUGAUCAACACUGUACUCUUUAUCAGCAGAGAGCCGGUUAGGCUAGCGGUGCAGGCUAUGAAUACUGAAUUGCAGGACUACGACCAACUCCUGGUGAACUUUUCCUACUUGCCAUUGGUUUUGUGUGCUAUUAUUGUUGGUCCCUUUGUGUAUUGGCAACUUGGUUUUGGUGGCCUUUUUCUGCACUCGUGGCACUAUCAGCUCUGUCUAGUUGCUAUAAUAGCCUCAAUGGUGCUGGAAAUCCUCAGCGAGCCUUACUACAACGCUAACCAGACAAAAUUGAAUGUUACAAAAAGAGCAAAGAUUGAAAGUUUUGCCUCCUUUGUCAAAUGUGUGGUUCAGUUUUCCAUCGUAAUGAACGUUCGCAUGAAAGCCGGGAAAGAUGCCACUUUCGUGGUUGCUUACAUCCUUGCACAAUUCUUUUACUCGCUCACUAUAUUUGUAUGCUAUUCGAGAUUUAGGCUCGCUUGGCCUCGCGUCUCGUCUACAGGUGCCUUCCUCGAGCCAUCCACAUGGAAUUAUCUGUGCUCGCUUUUUCUUCAACAAAUAUUCAAACAAUUUCUCACCGAGGGUGACCGAUUUGUGCUCAAUCAAUUCUUUCCGAUUGUUGAUCAGGGAUACUACGCUAUCGUUCUCAACUAUGGAUCAUUGAUGGCACGAUUGUUGUUCCAGCCAAUCGAGGAAACCGUCAGAAUGAACACAGCAAAGCUUUUUGCCUCGAACCAGUCAGAAUCAUGCAAGCGGUCAAGCCUUAACAACAACGUUUACAAAGUGGCAACCGUUUACAUCUACAUGUUGACUUUGCUACUUUUAUUUGCUCCUCGAAAUACCUCAUUCCUCGUCCAUCACGCAUUUCCAAACAUGGCAGACCCUGAAAAGCUUGUCGAGGUUUUCAAAAUCUACUGGUAUUACCUCCCUCUACUAUCCAUGAAUGGUAUACUCGAAGCGCUCUUCAACUCGGUCUAUACAGAUCCACAUCACGUGAGUCUGUACUCGCGACUAAUGUUCGUCAAUUCCGCGUGUUUCUAUCUGACGUCCGCCUUCUUCAUCAAACGGUUUCAGCUUGGACUUGUAGGUCUGAUUUUGGCGAACUCUAUCAACAUGCUUACUCGGAUUCUAUUUUGCGCGUUUGAAGUCAAACCUUUCCUCAGCUUCAAAGGCCAAAAUUACACCAAAUUCCUUUACUUCUGGGCAUUUUGUGCUGUAAUAGUCGCCAUUCAAAACAAAGUCAUUGCAGGAGAUACGGUCACUGCGAUCCAGUUUGGUCAGGAUCUUGGACUCGGACUUGUUGCCUUGGCCUUUAUCGUUAUGAUCGAAAGCAAAAAUUUAUUAUCUAGCAAUGACUAUUAGCGAACCCUGCUCCGACAGUACGGACAAGUGUUGCAGCGAUUAUACCACGUUCCAAAACAGUCCUGGUGAAACACAUGCCGACAGCCUAACAACACUGUAUCCUGAGUUAUCAAGUCAUCCAAACAAAUGAGGCACUUGUUAUUGACUAUUGUUGCCGCUCUGUAAUCGAAAGUUGGCAGUCUCACCAACAUUGACUGGAACUGGCGAAUUCUUAUACAUCUUCUCAUGCUCUGAAUCGUGAGCUUGGCGAUGUUUAUGACUGUGGACGUUUGAUAUCUAGUGCGUGAGUAAUAAAUAAAAAGAAUCACGCAUAUAUUAAAGAACGUUGCCUUAGAGAACAUCUUCGAGAAUGCUGUUUCCACAAACUGCGGCGAUAUGUAGUAUAAUGAUCCAGAAGUAGCAGCACCAAGCCCUAGCUUCUUGAAGUUAGAGUAGGGAACUUGGUCUGACCUGCUUCCUAUCAUUAGAGCAAU
This is a messenger RNA of Ogataea polymorpha, 2074 nucleotides long. RefSeq names its product RFT1 flippase. The transcript has a single exon. Gene Ontology annotation, biological process: glycolipid translocation; dolichol-linked oligosaccharide biosynthetic process. Bases 54 to 1601 code for a protein of 515 amino acids. NCBI's taxonomy places the organism in Eukaryota, Fungi, Ascomycota, Pichiomycetes, Pichiales, Pichiaceae. Gene Ontology annotation, cellular component: endoplasmic reticulum membrane. The record is from RefSeq and is a predicted model, not a curated record.